Messenger RNA from Eurytemora carolleeae, 560 nucleotides. RefSeq lists its product as uncharacterized. NCBI's taxonomy places the organism in Eukaryota, Metazoa, Arthropoda, Copepoda, Calanoida, Temoridae. The transcript has 7 exons. The coding region runs from base 192 to 560 and encodes 122 amino acids. The record is from RefSeq and is a predicted model, not a curated record.
UCAAGUUUUUAUUUAGGAAGUAUAAAUAAUGUUAUCAAAGUUUCAGAUAAAUAUAGAGAUUACUUAAACAAAGUUAAAAUGCACAAUUGAUAUUCUGAACCUAUCACUGCAAAAUGGAAUAAAGAAUCUGAGCUGUCACGAUGUGGUUGGAUAGAGGGUUAAUUGGAAAGAGUGAUCAGCAUUAAGAUGAGAUGUUUGGUUUUCAUUACACUUCACUUCCUCAUAUAAAUACCAGUGAUGGGUUCAGUCAUAUACUAGAAUGCAGCCUCCUAGCUUUACCACUGCAGAGUUUGGAUAUGGAUGAACUGUAUAAAGAUGUUGGAUCAUUCAACCUGGAGGAGAGAGUUUACCUACACCAGGAGAAGGAGGAGAAAGAGGAGGAGGAGGAGGGGGAGGAGAGGAAGGAGGGAGAGGAGGAGAAUUGGUCUGUUCUGGCAAAUAGUUCUCUUAGAUCCACUAGUAUCCAGUGGUUUGGGGAGGAAGAUUUUGAAGAUACAAACUCUAUAUUUAGCAUCUUCCCGGGUAUACUAGAACCAGUACCUGACAGAAUGGUUUCUUAA